Cryptomeria japonica (Japanese cedar) is the source of this 4149-nucleotide messenger RNA. RefSeq names its product DNA-directed RNA polymerase I subunit 2. Gene Ontology annotation, cellular component: RNA polymerase I complex; nucleus. Gene Ontology annotation, biological process: DNA-templated transcription. The record is from RefSeq and is a predicted model, not a curated record. NCBI's taxonomy places the organism in Eukaryota, Viridiplantae, Streptophyta, Pinopsida, Cupressales, Cupressaceae. Gene Ontology annotation, molecular function: ribonucleoside binding; DNA binding; DNA-directed RNA polymerase activity. The coding region runs from base 312 to 3839 and encodes 1175 amino acids. The transcript is spliced from 27 exons.
UUUUGAGGGAAUGAAUACGCAAAACCUAGACAUAAACCCUUAUAAAACCCUUUUCGUAUGGAUUUCCUGUUACCGCUCUGUGAAAAGAAUUAGCGCAGAGCAUCACAUUGUGUACAUGUUUCUAAUAUAUAUUCCGCGCAUAAACACAAAACCUAUUAAUAAAAUCCUUGCAAAACCACUUCAACUCUUCUUCCUCUCAUGCUCUGCACACUCCAUUUUUUCAGCGCACAUAGUAUAGCAAACACAUACAAAUUGUGUAUACGCCUUCCACAGGGUUGCUGAAUCUUCAAAGCAUUUCCAUACGCUAUAUAAUGGCAAGCAAAACAGAAAACAAUGAGGAGAUUUCCUUUAAGGCGCUGCAAGAGCUGGUUAAGCCGCACAUUGAUUCGUUCAACUAUUUUGCAGAGGAGGGAUUGGAAACUGCUGUUUCAAAUAUUCGCUCCGUGGUCGUUCAACAGCCCGGCACUCUUUCAAAGCUAAGAAUGUGGUUAGAAAAGCCAGAAAUAUUAUCACCAGACAAGGAAGGAAGCGAGGGACGCCAUUCCAGGCGUUUGCUACCUUAUGAGUGCAGGCAAUCUGGCACUUCAUAUAGAGGUAAAUUUUAUUUGGAAAUUUGUUUCCAAUGGAAUGAUGGGAAUGUAAUAAGGGAAAAAUUUUCUUUUGGGCGUCUUCCAAUAAUGUUAAAGUCAAAUCUUUGUAACUUGUGUGACGUCAAGCCGGAUCAGUUGGUAGACUUGAAGGAGGAAGCAACUGAAAUGGGCGGAUAUUUUAUUUGCAAUGGAUUGGAACGGCUUAUACGUUUACUAAUCAUGCCAAAACGGAAUUAUCCAUUAGGGGUGCAGCGAAGUUCAUAUCGAAAUCGAGGUCCCGAAUUUACUGAUAAAGCUGUAGUCACAAGGUGUACAAGGGCAGAUCAAUCUUCUGUGACAAAUCGACUUUAUUAUCUCCACAAUGGUAGUGCAAAUCUUGGAUUUUCGAUGAGAAGGCGCGAAUUUCUUAUUCCUGUGGGCAUAGUAUUAAAGGCCCUUAUUGACACUAGUGAUCGUGAAAUAUAUUUGCAAUUGACAUCAACAUAUAAUGAACUCUAUCAAGGUCAGAAGGGGGCCGUGGGCACACAGCUUGUGUGUCAACGAGUAGAGAUUAUACUAGAUGAAGUUAAGCGAUAUGCCCUCUUCACCCGUCUUCAGUGCUUGAAGUUUAUUGGAGAACGCUUUCAACCAAUGAUGGAAGGAAUGGAAACUGAAAGCCAUUACGCUGUUGGAGAAAGAGUAAUCGAGGAUUAUAUUCUGGUCCAUUUGGAUAGUUGCAGUGACAAAUUCAAUCUUCUGAUCUUCAUGUUACAAAAGCUUUUUGCACUUGUUGAUGAAACUGCUGCACCAGACAAUCCAGACACAUUACAGAAUCAUGAAGUUUUGCUACCUGGUCACUUGCUGACUAUUUAUGUAAAGGAGAAGCUCCAAGAAUGGUUAUUUAAGGUUAGGGCACAACUUUUGCGGGAGAUGCAGGAUACGAGUUCUGAAUUUGUUCUUCAAGAUAUAAAUAAGGUGAAGAAGGUGAUGGAAAAGGUUCCUUCGGGGAGUAUUAGCAAAGUCAUUGAAAAUAUGCUAAAUACCGGAAAUCUCAAUACUCAGUCUGGUCUUGAUCUUCAACAGAGUUCUGGAAUGACUGUCAUUGCGGAGAAGCUCAACUUUUUCCGUUUUCUUUCACAUUUCCGAUCUGUUCACAGAGGAGCAUACUUUGCACAAAUGCGAACUACUACAGUGCGCAAGCUGCUUCCAGAGUCAUGGGGCUUUAUGUGUCCUGUGCACACACCAGAUGGAUCUCCAUGUGGACUUCUAAACCAUUUGACAGCUAUGUGUAGAAUCACAUCAGAUACUGAUUCAGAAUUAAAGUUCAAAGAUUAUAUGAAACUACGGAAAUCAAUCACAAAUGUUCUGAUAGACUAUGGUAUGAUCCCUGUGCUGCCAAGAUUAGAACGUGGUGGUCCUCCAGAAAUUUUGAGUGUUCUUCUUGAUGGUCGGGUCAUUGGAUAUCUUAAUUCGUUGACGAUUGAAGGAGCUGUCAAACACCUGCGGAGUUUGAAGCUUUCCAAGACAUCUGAGGUUCCAGAGGAUCUUGAGGUGGGAUAUGUUCCGUGUACAUUUUCUGGUGCAUAUCCUGGACUAUAUCUUUUUACCACAUCUGCAAGAUUUAUUCGACCAGUGAAGAAUCUUUUGAAUGCAAGCAAUGGCCAGCCAGACAUAGAACUUAUUGGUCCAUUUGAGCAGGUCUAUAUGGAAAUAAACUGUAUUGAUGGUGGUAAUGGAGGAAGAAGAGAAGAUGAUUUUCCAGCAACUCACCAAGAAAUUCACCCUACAGCAAUGCUAAGUGUUGUUGCUAGUCUUACUCCGUGGUCUGAUCACAAUCAGAGUCCACGUAACAUGUAUCAGUGCCAGAUGGCAAAGCAAACUAUGGGAUUCCCUUCGCAAUCUAUACAGUUCCGUAGUGACAACAAACUCUAUCGUUUGCAAACGCCUCAAACACCUAUAGCCCGUACAAUAGGCUACAAAAAGUAUGACAUUGAUGAGUUUCCUACGGGGACAAAUGCAAUUGUUGCUGUACUUGCUUAUACAGGGUAUGAUAUGGAAGAUGCGAUGAUUCUGAAUAAAUCUUCUGUGGAGCGUGGGAUGUGCCAUGGACAGAUCUACCAGACAGAGACUAUUGACCUGACGGAGAAUCGAGAAAGACAUGACCGCAUCUUGAAAUUGUUUGCAAGAUCUAAUAAGGAUGCAUCGCUCAGCCGUUUUAUUGAUACUGAUGGUCUUCCUUAUAUUGGCCAGAUUCUUCAAUCAGGGGAUCCUUAUUGUACUGUAUUAAAUACUGUGACUGCUCAGAGCAGAACAUACAAGCUUAAGGGUUCCGAGACUGCUGUUGUUGAUUAUGUAGCUGCAGUUGGAACAAAGCCAAAGGAUCCAUUGCAAAAGGUCAAAAUACGUGUCCGCCGUGGCCGAAAUCCCAUCAUUGGUGACAAAUUCAGUAGUAGGCAUGGACAGAAGGGAGUUUGCUCACAAUUGUGGCCAGAUAUUGAUAUGCCAUUUUCAGCAGUAACAGGAAUGCGUCCAGAUCUUAUUAUUAAUCCACAUGCAUUUCCUUCUCGAAUGACUAUUGGGAUGCUCCUAGAGUCUAUUGCUGCCAAGGGUGGUAGCCUCCAAGGGAAGUUUGUUGAUGCGACACCAUUUGCAAGGUUAACAGGGCAAGAACAUACUAAGAAAAAUAGUGCCUCAGGUUCUGCUGUUGAUGAUUAUGGUCAGGUUCUAGCUUCUUAUGGAUUUAAUUACCAUGGAACAGAGGUCCUAUAUAGUGGCAUCCUUGGCACAGAGCUCGCUUGUGAAAUAUUCCUCGGUCCAGUGUACUAUCAACGGCUUCGACAUAUGGUUUCAGAUAAAUUUCAGGUGCGUUCCAUGGGACCUGUUAAUCCAGUCACUAGACAACCUGUGAAAGGUCGCAAGGUUGGUGGAGGUAUUCGUUUUGGAGAAAUGGAGCGCGAUUCAGUUCUUGCCCAUGGAGCAGCUUAUUUACUUCGUGAUAGACUUCAUAUAAGCUCAGAUUAUCAUGUGGCAGAUGUUUGCUCAAAAUGUGGGGGUUUAUUGUCAACUUCGCCUGUCCUUCAAAAGGAAAGAAGUGAUGCACUGACGAGUCUACCUUUGGGCAGCAUCAAUGCCAAGAAGGUAACCUGCCAUGUGUGCAAAUCAAGCCAGGCCAUUGAGACGGUGGCAAUGCCAUAUGUAUUCAGGUAUUUGGCAGCAGAGUUGGCAGCAAUGAACAUCAAGAUGGCUCUCAAGGUCUCUGAUGCAGCGUGAUGACAAAUUCAACAUUGAUUUUGAGUUUUCCAGGAAUGAAUUGAAUGACACCCAUUUUUUGUACAGUAAUUCAUACUUGUAUUAAUUAUCACAUUAUUCUUCUGAACAUGGUACUAAAUGGAAGGUGAAUAUAAUGUAAUUCAUUUUUGUAAUGAAAAAACUAGUUUUUGUUUUUAACUUUUUUCUAUUCAAUAUAUUCAUAAAACACGAAUUUAGGCAUAUUUGAUCUGCUAUCCGGAGGCAUUGUUAUAAUUGGCAAUGUGAAUUGUUUAAAAUGUCUUAUAUAAAGUUCUUUUAUACUUAGUGGUGA